AGGUGAUAGAAAUAUGGCGGCCCAAGUCUGACGAAAACUAUUAAGAUCUGCCCAUAUUUCGACAGAAAAUACCAAGGACUGUGUGUUGAGGAGCGUUAAGAGACCAGAGAGAGAGAGAGAGCAUCUGGGUUGUGCAGCCAACCGAUGGUCAACAUGGGCAGAACCCCGCUCAAAGAUCAGAAGGAUGGUAAAAAAGACAAACCGGGCAAGAGCACCCCAGCGACCAGUCCCCCACCCGUUAAAGUGCCAGAGGUGUCCUUCACCUGGGAGGAGUAUAUGAAGGAGACCAACUCCACUCCCGCCCCUCCUAACUGCUUCAGACAGUCAAGGAUACCACCGACCAAUGACUUCAAGGCGGGCAUGAAGCUGGAGGCGCGCGACCCGCGGAACUCCACGUCGGUGUGCAUCGCCACGGUGAUGGGCAUGACGGGCACACGUCUCCGGCUGCGUCUGGACGGCAGUGACAACACCAACGACUUCUGGCGCCUGGUGGACUCCUCCGACAUCCAGCCUAUCGGCACCUGCGAGAAGAACGGGGACAUGCUGCAGCCGCCUCUCGGAUUCCGUAUGAAUGCGUCCUCCUGGCCCAUGUUCCUGCUGCGCACCCUCAACGGAGCAGAGAUGGCUCCAGCCACAGCCUUCAAAAAGGAACCGCCCAAACCCAGCCAGAACGGCUUCAGCGCGGGCAUGAAGCUGGAGGCGGUGGACAAGAAGAACCCGCACCUCAUCUGCCCGGCCACCAUCGGCGAGGUGAAGGCCGAGGAGGUCUUCAUCAUGUUCGACGGCUGGCGCGGCGCUUUCGACUACUGGUGCCGCUACGACUCCCGAGACAUCUUCCCCGUGGGCUGGUGCCAGCUGACCAAGCACAGCCUGCAGCCGCCCGGCAACAGCGUGACCCCCAUCAGGCAGCCCAUUCCGUCCUCCUCAUCCCCCUCCAAGCCGUCCCGGCGCUCCAUGACGACCUCUCUGUACCGGCUGCCCAACCCGCUGCCUCCCCUGCCGGUGCGCAAGGGGGUGCGCGGCCGGCGGCCCAAGAGCGAGACCAUCGCCCUUCUCAAGGCCGUAGCGGCGGCCGCAGCAGCUCAGAACGGAGGGCUAGGGAGCCCACAGGAUGGGGACAUCAAGAUCGGCACGGUGGGGACACAGCUGGCCCCCAGGCCACACAAGAAGAGGGGGCCCAAGCCUGGCAGCAAGCGGAAGCCAAAGAUCCUCCACCCGCCCCUCUCCUCAGCCACUGCUGACUCCAGGCUGGCCGGUGGUGCCAUGUCCCAGGAUGGACCCCACCUGGGCUCCGGGCCCUCUGUAGUCUCCACAGUGUGUGUGUACGUCAACAAGCACGGCAACUGCGGCCCGCACCUGGACCGUAAGCAGGUGCAGCGGCUACCGGACCACUUCGGGCCGGGCCCCGUCAACCUGGUCAUGCAGCAGGCCGUGCAGGCCGCCGUGGACUGCGCCUACCAGCCCAAGGUGCUGCUGGGAUGCCUACAGGGGCACGCCGACGGGGAUGAGGUGGUCAAAGUGAGGACGGACGGUGGCACGCGCACGGUGAAGCUGCCGUCGGCCUCCAGCGCUGCGUACGUGCUGCGCUUCCUGGAGAACAUGUGCCGCCACCUGCAGUGUGACAACCUCUUCAGCAGCCAGCCCUUCAACCCCUACGCCACUCCUGCCAACGUCUACGACAGGAGCAAGUCAGUGAAAGAGGAGCUGUCUGAAGCGCCAUCAAUGAACCGGCCAGGCAAGCGCAUCUCCAGGGACUCUCCCCCCUACGCCGCCCCCCUCUCCCCGAAGCUGCUGCGCACCGAGGCCCACCCCUCAGAAGCAGAGACCCUGCCUCAUGAGGAGAAUGGCCUGCUGAAGGAGCAGCGCUUCAUGGACUCCGCCUCCAACUGCAUGACGCCGCGUCCCCAGUCGCUUCCCCGCAGCGCCUCCGAGUACCACGCCCCUCCCCCGCCCAGCAGCCCCUACUACCCCGGCGGAGCUGGCCCGCCCCCCCUCCGCCGACACUCCUCCAACCCUCCCGACCUCGCCGCGCACGCUGCACGCACACACAGACGAGUGGAGGCGGCCAGUUCCACCACGGGUCCGGACCCCCAGCCAGGUGAGGGUGGUGGCCCCCGGGGGUCCCUGAGGAGCCCGUCCAACUGGUCCAUAGAGGAGGUCAUGCAGUUCGUCUGUCACGCAGACCCCACCGCCCUCGCACCGCACGCAGAGCUCUUCAGGAAACACGAGAUCGACGGCAAGGCUCUGAUGCUUCUGAGGAGUGACAUGGUGAUGAAGUACAUGGGCCUGAAGCUGGGCCCCGCCCUCAAGCUCUGCCACCACAUAGAGCGGCUCAAGCAGGGCAAGCACUAAGAGACCACGCCACCCUUCGCCAUACCCUUACCGUACCACCCUGCACCACGCCACCCCGCAUCAUACCCUUACCGUACCGUACCGCCCUGCACAACACCACACGUAUGGACAACGGAGCUCUGCCACCACAUAGAGAUGCUCAAGCAGGGUGAGCACUAGGACACCAUGCCACCUUGCGCCAUACCCUUCCCUACCCUUAUGUACCGUACCGUACCGCACCGCCCUGCACCACACCACGUCGCACCAUACCAUAUCCUACCCUACUGUACCGCCCUGCUACUCAUAACACACACCGACAACAGAGCGCGGCCACCACAUAGAGGCUCUGCACCACACCACCCAACGCUGUAUCCUACCCUACCCUACCAUAGCACCUUGCGACACGCAACACACACGGACAGCAGAGCUCUGCUUAGACUGUAUCCCACAUAGAGAGGCACAAGCAGGGCAACUGCUUGACACGCCCUAGAACCCUGACACACCCGACACACACGGACAACAGAGGCAAUACACAGCGCACACACAUACUAACUGGUGUGUGUGUGUGUGUUCCUUUUGGGGGUACAUGCACGGACAACAGAGGCAAUAGAGACAGAUAGAAACUGUGUGUGUGUGUGUGUGUGUGUGUGUGUGGGUGUGCGCGUGCAUGAAUGACUGUGUGUGUGGGUGCGCUGUUCCUUUUGGGGAACACACACGGACAAGAGAGGCAAUAUACCGCAAUUAGAUAGUGCGGAUGCAAUAGGUUUGGACCUGAGUGGUUUGAGCAAAUGGAAGAGGGAGAGGGUUGUGAGUCUGCGAGCAUGUGUGCGACUGUGAGCCUGUGUCUGACUGGAGUGGUUGAGCAGAGUGAUGGUCUUGGUCUUGAUUCGUGAGCGUGCUCCAUGAUCCCUCUCCCCCAAACUAAAACACGGGAAGCACAAGAAGGAAGAAUGAGGAUGAGCUGGUUGGUGUUGUGAGAGAGCAACGAUGAUGACGAUGAUGAUGAUGAUUGUGUUGGUGAUAUUGGCCCUCGUACACAAGCUGGUAAGGAAGGAAGGAUUAGGAUGAGGUGAUAUGAGUCUGAUAGAGAAGGACAAUUUUGAUGGUGAUGGUGAUGAUGGUGAUGGUGUUGUCCCCAACAAAGAGGAGAAAGGAGAGGCGUUUUAAGAGUGUGAAAUGUGAGGGGGUUCGGUUUUUGCUGUGUGGUCUUGGGAGAUAUAUGGAUCCUCUCUGCGCGUCUUGUCUGUGUGUCUCUGCAGGCCGCCCCUCCCCACAGAGAGGCAGACAAGACAGAUCGACCACAGAGGCAAAGCCCCCCUGUUACCACGGCAACCAGAAUCACAGAAAAACUGCAGUCGUUUGCAGACGAGAGAGAGAGGGAGGGAGAGAGAGAGAGAGAGAGAGAGAGAGAGAGAUGGGGACAAUUAUGGGGAGGGGAUGAAAAGGGGAUAGAUGGAAGGAGACGGGGGGUGGCAGGCAGGCAGGCAGGCGAGGAAGAAAGACUGGAAUAACAAGACUGGCUCUAUCACGGACACAGGGGAGAGUAAUACACAGGGACAGACGUGAAACUAGUCUAAGAUGUGCAAGAACUGGAGGAGGGGGAGGAGAGGAGGAGGAAGAGGAGUGAGAGGAGAAGGAGAGGGAGAGAGACAAGAGUGAGAAGAGAAUCAGGAGGAAGGGUGGAAGAGAUGGCGUGCUGAGGAGGUAUAGAGUUGACAAAGUCGCCAUCUUGACAUGUCUCACUGCCUCUGAUCUGAACCUCAGAUAAGAACUGUAGGCCUUUGGCGCUCAGGAGGAGGAAAACUGUUUGUAUAUGCGGGGGUGUGUGUGUGCACGUGUGUGUAUGUGUGUCCACAUGUGUGUAUGCGUGUGUGCACUCACUAGUGUGUCGCAUGUGUACUGUAUGUAUGUAUAUGUGUAAGUGUGUUUGCUAACAGAAGAGACUGCGUUACCUCAUCGACUGUCACAUCAGAGAGCAGACCGCUAGUACAGAGCCAAGGGCUGGCUCCAAAACCUCCCAAAGGAACAGAAAACGCAUACACACCCAUCCCCCUACUCACACACACACACACACACUCUCUCUAUCUCUCUCUCCACCUCCGCGUGUUUACAUAGCACUGGACAUAAGAUGCACAUCCACUCUGUGAUGGUUCGUUUGUCUUCUGCCGUCAGACCGCUCCGCCAUCAACCAACCAGUGGUGUGUGUAUGUGUGUGUGCGCGCCCCACCACCACACCCCACCCCUCCUCCCAUCAGUCUCCUCUCUCUUCCCUCCUAUCCCCCCCUCCAAAAGAUGGAUGUUUUGUUGUGGAGGAGAAGGAUAGCGUAAAAGCGAAGUUAUUUUGAAUUGAACUCUGCAUCAAGGACACAUUAUAAACGUUUCAGUAAGGAUAAGCAAGCCAAGCCAAGACGUUUGUGGAUGUGCUUGCAACAGCUGUGAGUCUGGGAGUGGAACAUUUCUACGCUGCUUGUACAACGCCUCUUGAAAAGCCUUUUUUUUACACCAAAUAAUAACAAGACCUGACUCUCAACUAACUGAUCAGAUAAAAAGAGAGAGAGAUCCUUUUUUUCUUGAAGACUAGCACACACAAAUACAGAAGGGGUGAAGAUGCAUAUUUGACAGACUAAAUGUUAAUUUGUGUGUUCCUUUUUGGCACACGGUAAACAGGAUUACGGUAAACAUUCCCUUCUACUGGAGAAAAGAAAACCACAUUGAACUUUCACCAUCCAUGAAUGUUGGAAGAACACACCUUUUAUGGGAUGUAUCGAAUUUGCCGUUACCAAUUUUUACCUGAUUUGCUACAACAUGUACUGAUAGCGUGCACCUGGCCGGUGACCAGUUGCAGAUGUUGCUGACGUUUCAUUUGUGACUGAAGUUUUGUCUUUGAAAAAAAACUCUGUUUCUGUGGGACAUCUGUGAUGCCUUUGUCAGAUAUACAAUAUAUAUACAUAUAAUCUAUACAUAUAUUUACAUUUUCUCUUUUUUUAUUAUUCCUCUCCUCUCAAUUGUGAAAAAGAGAAAAAGCUUGUUUAAAAAAAAAAAAUCCGUUGUGGUGACUUGCAUGUGAUUGCUUCCCAUGAAGUAGGAAGUGGGAGAGCGAGAGACUUAAGAACCUCAACAGAAAUGGAAACCUCCUGAGUGUAAGCUACUGUACAGAUCCCUAGGAUGUCUUCAGUCCGUACUAGUGAUGAUCGAUCAUAUCAUGUACAUACAGUAACCAGCGAUGGGCCACCUGGAUUCAUUACGGUAGCUUACAAUCCAGUGCCACUUAUUCAAAAAUGACCUGGUUUUACCUGUCCAAUUCAACCAGGUGAUUGGCUGGCUGAAUGAUUUGAUCACCUGUUUGAAUUGGACAGGUAAAACUAUGUCAUUUUCAAUGUGUGACACUAGGAUUGUCCCUAAUUAAUCCAGUUUGCCCAUCACUGCACAUAAUAACACAGUGAGUCACAACAGGGUAAGCCAGCAAUAGUGAACUCCACAGCUAUAUCCAGACCACCAUUUUUGUUGUUUUCCUGUUUUCUUGUUAAAGUUUCUUACAUUUGCCAUUUGGAUACAGGCUCUCUGAUUCGCUAUACAUGAAAUGCAUUCUGUACGUUGUUUUGUUCCAUUUACUUUCAAGUGUACUGAGAAUGCUUCGUUUUUUUUCCGUUGAGUUUCUUGUUUUCUUUAUUAUAUUAUGUUUUUAAGAUGAUCUGUGGUUUCCAUGAAGAAGCAGCAUCAAUUGAAAUGUCCUGUUCAUGUUACACCAAUAAUGUCCCCCCCCCCCCGAGAGUAUGCUGAGUCAUACAAAAAAUCUUGAAUGUAGCUAGUGUCACAACAUUGUGAAGGACGUGCGGUUGAACGUUGACCUUGUCCUUGGUGUCGGUGUUUGCUGCAUCUACAGAAUGAGAUUGAGGGUUUUUUUCCCUGCAUGUGUGUAAGGAUGAAUCACGUCUCAAAUUACUGCCCCUUGUUCUCCUGAGCACUUGACGAUAGAUGGUGUGUGCUUUUCUUUUUUACUAUUUGCAGCUUGCCUGUGCCCAGAUUUUGCUGCAAAAGGCAUGCAUGUUUGUAUGUUUAUUUUUUUCUUUUUCAUUAAUUUAUUUCUGAAGAGAGCUGUUGAAGACACACACAUAAGUAGAGCUGCUGUAUUCCUACAAGGGCUUCACCCUACAAGAGCUUUUACGCCAAUGGAGAGACUGCAGUCAGAGAGCGUCCAGACCUCUGUUUCAGUAGUGACUUCCCAUACAUGCAGUACAUGCAUACAGUAUACAUACAUACACUGAUGUAAUUGAUAUUGACAAAACAGAUCUCUAUAGUGUUUUAUGGGUUUCACCAUAAAUAUCAGCAACAGGAAUGUACAUUUUGUAGAAAAGAAAUAUUUUAAAGCAUAACGUUAUAUAUGAAAGGGUAGAAAAUGUGAAGUUUAAACUUUAAGGUGAUGGGGUUGGGUUGGGGAUUCGGUUGGGCAGAAGGCUGAGGGGACUGGUUGUUCUAGACAGUGUUUUUCAUACUGCCUUUUAAUACUUUAUAACACCCUUACUUGUAGCUGAGAACAUGGGCCUGCAUACGACUACGUAAAAAAUGCCUUGCUUUACUUCAAGA
Molecule: messenger RNA, 6915 nt
Organism: Engraulis encrasicolus (European anchovy)
Lineage: Eukaryota; Metazoa; Chordata; Actinopteri; Clupeiformes; Engraulidae
Product: sex comb on midleg-like protein 2
Exons: 15
Coding region: 145-2352 (735 amino acids)
Biological process (GO): negative regulation of DNA-templated transcription
Cellular component (GO): nucleus
Molecular function (GO): histone binding; chromatin binding
Source: RefSeq, a predicted model, not a curated record